CUACUUGAGGUUCUCUCCCUCUCCCUCUGUCCCUCCCCCCGCUUGCACUCUCUCUCUCUUAAAUAAAUAAAUACACAAAAUAAAUAAAAUGAUGUGCCAUACACACUCUACUUCAUACCUCUCAUAAGUGACCAAAGUCCUUAUGUGGCCUGUUUUAGGAAAUCUUGCUGUGGUGGUUAGGGUGGGGAAGUCACUUCUGAAUAUAAAGUGAGGCUGAACAGGAUGUGGUUCUCUUAUUAGAUGUAGCUAAACGUUUUAUGCUUUCUCCCCAGGAGUACAUACCUACCAUCUUCUUGGAUAUGUUGUGAUUGGCAAACAUGGGCUGUUGCUAGGUGCAGUGAAGGUUUUGCUUGGCAUUUUGUGCAUCAAAACGCACUAGUCAUGACAACGCUUGUUAUAAAGUUAAGGGCUCUGAGAUGACUUUUGCAUUCAUGAGCAUUUUCCAAACAGUAGUCUUUGGCAGUUCAGUAGCUGGGCAGCCAUAAACCAGUUUUACUAGUAUGUCCCCUGAGGCCUCAUAGAUAAUUCCAGGAAACCCUCCUUUAUGUGACCUCUUUCAUAUUCCUUCAGAAAUGAAUGGCUUUCCUGUGUGUCUUUCACAAAGAGCACAGGCCUUGGAGACUUCACAGAUCCCUACCUCUGUGAAGUAGGUAUCUGUCCAAGCUCAGGAAUAAUUCUCGAAAGAAGCUGGUCUCAUGGCAUAAGUAACAGAACCAGAGGUUACAGACUAUGACCCACAGGCCAAACCCAUCAAAUCUGCUCUGCAGAUGUGUUUAUUUGGAUCAUAGUGUUUCUUUUUUUAAACAUUGAAAUUAGUUGCCAAGCUGAAAAAACUGGGAGUUUUUACUUCAGAAAGUCUGCAUAUAUGACUUGUCUUGAAAAAUUGGAAAAACUUGGCCACGCGGAGAUCCACAGUUCUGCACUGGCUGCCAUCCGUGGAACUGAGAGCUGUUGCCUGGCGGAUGGGGGGAAGACUCCUCGGGUACCACCCCACUAUCGUGGUCUCCUGCAUUCAUCUGAGUCACCUUCAUGAGUCAUGACCCCAAGAUAGGCUAUGAGAUUGAGAAUAAAUGGUAUAGUGAAUAAUUAGGAAGGAGGCAGCCUUUUGCCUUUAACUCACACAAUCUCUUUGGUAAACAAAUGAUGCCCUUUAUUCAAAAUAUGAGGUGGGUUGAUCAUUUUUGUAGUCUGGAAACAGAAGGACAAUGAAAACUGCCUCUUUGCUGUGGACCUUGUCACAUUGCAUCUCUUCUGACAGUUUUGUGGGGACUCUUAUCGGUUCUGGUCAGAGGUCAAGUAGCAUUUGAGUUGGGUGGAAGGAAGCUCUCUAAAGUGGCAAAGGCCAAUCCUUAAAUGCCAUCUUGGGAGAACACAUCAUUUGUUCCUGGGCUGCCUCCCGCCUCCCUCAGAGUUUUGAGAGUGAGAUGAUCUGGACGAGACACUGCCUAGGCAGCAUUUUCGAGACAUUUGGACUACAAAGAAUGCUCUGUGUUUAAUCUUGCUCUGCACAGCUGCAUGGAAAAAGAUUGUUUAAAACUCUUCUUUAUAUUUUGUCUUUUGGGGGAACCCUGUCAGGAAAUUUAUGGCCGUCCCUUGGAAGUCCCAGUCACCCGGGAACAACUAAACCACUAUCGGAAUGUGGCCGAAAACGCUCGAAGUGAACUGGCGGCAACUUUGGUCAAAUUUGAAUGUGCUCAGUCUGAGCUUCGAGACCUCCGAUCCAAGAUGCUUUCGAAAGAAGCCUCCUGUCAAGAGUUGAAAGCUGAAAUGGAGAAUUACAAAGAAAAUAAUGCUAGAAAAUCAUCUCUCCUCACCUCCCUGAGAGACAGAGUUCAGGAGCUGGAAGAAGAAUCAGCAGCACUUACCACUUCUAAAAUUAGAACCGAAAUCACAGCUCACACUGCAAUCAAGGAGAACCAGGAGUUAAAGAAGAAAGUUGCAGAACUAGAUGAGAACUUACAAAAGUGUUUAAAGGAAAAUGAGGAGAAUAAGAAUCAAGUCUCGAAGAAUUGCAGGAAACAUGAGGAAUUUCUAGCUCAACUUGGUGACUGCUUAGAUCCAGAGAAGAAGAAUGAAAAGGCAUCAGAUGAAGAUUUAAUCCUAAAGCUUAGAGAGCUGUGCGAGGAAAAUGCAUUCGUGAAAGGACAGAUUGUUACUCUUGAAGAGACUAUAAAUGUCCAUGAGAUGGAAGCAAAAGCUAGCAGAGAAACCAUCAUGAGGCUGGUUUCAGAAGUAAACAGAGAGCAGAAAAAAGCUGCCUCCUGCACCGAGGAGAAAGACAAGUUGAACCAGGACUUGCUCCAUGCUGUAGAGACCAAAGAAGUUCUUGAAAGGGAAGUCAGGAUCCUCCAAGAAAGGCUGCUUGCUGGCCAGCGGGUCUGGGAUGCUUCGAAGCAGGAGCUGAGCCUCUUGAAGAAAAGAUCUUGUGAGUUGGAGAAGAGUCUGGAGGCCAGUCUGGAUGCGGCUGCAGCCUCGCGAACCCAGUACUCCUCAUUUAGGGAGGCAGUCGCCGCCCUGCUUAGAGGCAGCGGGGACACGACGGGGCCCACGGAGGAUGCCAUUGUGGAAAGGAUCCGAGAAAUGACCAGCCAGGAAGAGAGCAGGAAAAGGAUGGUUUCCCAGCUUGAAGCCCGAAUAUCUGAGCUUGUGGACCAGUUGGGAAAUGAAUCUGGGUUUCACCAGAAAGCUCUACAGAGAGCCCAGAAAGCAGAAAACAAGUUGGAGACUCUUCAGGGUCAGCUGACACAGCUGGAGGGAGAGCUGGUUUCUGGAGAUGUUUUGCGGGAUCACUUGAAUUUUGAGAAACAAAAAUAUCUUAAAUUUCUGGAUCAGCUCUCAGAGAAAAUGAAAUUGGACCAGAUGGCUGCUGAACUUGGCUUUGACAUGCGUCUGGAUGUAGUUUUAGCUCGCACGGAGCAGCUGGUCCGUCUUGAGAGCAACGCAGUCAUUGAAAACAAGACUAUUGCCCACAAUUUACAGAGAAAGCUCAGGACUCAGAAAGAAAGGCUGGAGAGCAAAGAACUACAUAUGGGCCUCCUGCGGCAGAAAAUCGCCCAGCUGGAGGAGGAGAAGCAGGUGCGCUCGGCCUUGGCUGUGGAGAGGGACGAGGCCAAUCUCACCCUAAGAAAGUUGCAGAAGAGGGUGGAGAGGCUGCAGAAGGAGCUGAGUGCGUGUCGAGAAGCGAACACAGAGCUCAAAGCCAAGCUGGCUGAGCUGCAGAUUAAAACUUUGGAACAGACCAAAGCCACUGAAGACCUAAAUAAGUCCAGAGACAAACUUGAGAAGAUGAAGGAGAAAGCUGAGAAAAAGCUAAUGUCUGUCAAGCCAGAACUGGAUACCGCAGAGCACGAGGCUCAGGAGGAUAAAGAGAGGGCCAGGAAUAUGAUGGAAGUGGUAACCAGCGAAAUGAAGACACUAAAAAAAUGUCUGGAAGAAGCAGAAACAAGAGAAAAGCAGCUGGUGGACUUCAGGGAGGUGGUUUCCCAGAUGCUGGGCUUGAACGUGACCAGUCUUGCACUUCCAGACUAUGAAAUCAUCAAAUGUCUUGAAAGACUGAUCCAUUCACAUCAGCAUCACUUUGUCACCUGUGCCUGCCUCAAAGAUGUGAUGCCCGGGGGAGAUAGGCAACCACAGAGUCGCUUAAAACUCCUUCAUUGAAUACCAUUUCUCUUGGGGGAGGUGGAGCUAAGAGAUGGGACACAACUGUCAAUUUCACAAAUUCCCCAAGCCUUUGACAUUGAUCAGGGUGUGAAUACCAUAUAUUUCGAUGACUGUGCGCGUGAAUCCAUCAUUUGCAAAAAAGGAUCUCAGAGGUGCCAGCUGUAGGUUAAUGUUUGACACUAAGAACACCUGUUAUUUUAUUUGCUAGCACUUUGGGACCCAAAAGAAGUCCAGUAGAUUGCAUAUCUAGAAUGGGCAAUGGUGGUAGGAGAUUAACAUUUAUGGGAUUCUUUUUUUAUGAGUCAGGGGCUUUACUACCCAAUUUAAUUCUCAUAAUGGUCACGUGGAGAAGCUUUAAUGUUUUAUUUUACAACCUCUCUGGGGCUCAGAGAGGGUGUUACCUACCCAAGAUUGUAGUUGGUUAGUGAUUGAACGAGCAGCCUUACCACGUUGGCCCUUGAUCAAAGGCGGUGCCUUCUCUGCUACUCUACACUCCUCCAGUUUCUCCUGAAAUCCUGUGAUCCUGGUGAAAAUUGCCCCCAUAAAGGAGGGCAAACAUUCAUACCUUCAAUCAAGUCCAAAAAGUGACUGAGAUUCAUGAGUGUCACGCAUAUGAUUUCUUUAAAAAGCAUUACAACUAAUUAUUUGGAUAAAACAUACAUAGGUCUGAGGUCCUAUGAGAAACCUACCGGUUUUAAAUGUUGCUGCCAGAUCAUAUUUGGUGGUAAUUUUUCAUGUUUGAACAGGGUUGGUCUCAGUCCUUUAAAAGUGAAACCUUUAAUGUGAAACCGGUAAGAUGAAGAAAUCCUGCCCAGGUUUACUCACCAAUAUAUUACAUGUACUGACAGCAAGAGUACUUUUUUAGGAUCAGGGUUUUAUUACAAAUUUCCAUCACUUUCUGCCUUCUUUUUAAAUUUCUAUUUCACAAGUAUUUUUCAGGAAACCAUAUUCUUAACUUUAUUGAGAAAAACUUUUACUUUUUUGGGUGAUUAUCUUAUUUUUGCCAUAUGAAAAUAUGUCUGAAAAAAAGCAUUGGUGUCUAAUUAAAGGAGGGGGGAAAAGAGAUUACAUUCAAACAUUAAGAGAAAAAGUAAAUUCUAGAGGAAAGAAAGGAGUUUGACACUUAGAGGCUGGAUGACAGAUCACACAGAGGGAGAAUGACUAAGGAUGUCCCCUGGGGAAUGGGUCAGGGUUGCCUGGCUUUCUCCCUCGUGUGCAAGGAUAGUAUGAAGAAGCAUUUGUGACUGAUUAAAUAUACCUGCACAGCCAUGGCUGAGGACAUGAGCUAGGGCUGCAACAGGCAGGAGACUUGGCCUUGUAUUUUCCCAGCGGAAGGGCUGUGGUCUCUGGAGAUCCCUCCCCCCCAACCACACUCCAAAGAUGCAAUGGCUACUGGUCUGGACCCACACUCACCCAGAGAGGUAGAGGCGACUUUACCAGUUGGGUCUCUAGAGGACUGAAUUGCUGAGUGGCUGUGUUUCAUCCACGCCAUGGAAAGGUGGAGGGUGUUUAGAGAUGGAGGGAUUGUUUUUAUACCUUCCCUCUGUUUUCAUUCUCCAAAUACAAUCUUUAGUGAACUUCACUUAUUUUCUCUGUAAAUUUCAUUUUCGACACUAUUCAGAGAUACUUUUAACAGCAUCACUUUAAAACCAUGAACUGGCAUAAUAAUAUGUUUCCAUUUCUGGUGGAAAGACUACACACGGCAUAAGAAAAAGAAAUUCUGUUUAUAUAUAUAGUCCAUAGACACAGUAACUAUUUGUCAUUCGGAUAAAUUCAAAUCCCUUAAUAAAGCCAUUUCUUUCCUUGUUGAAAUGCCAGUUGAUCGUUGGCUUUCCCUCUGUGGCAUUCAUUCUAGAAUUGGCAACCCAGGCUCACAUUUUUGUGUUAGAUUUUUGUUCUUCCAUAAUACCAUGUAUAUUUUAUGUUGUCCAAUAAAAUGUGUUAGAUUGAUGAGAUUUUCUAAAUAGGGCUUUAAAAUAUUUAACACCAACUCUUCUACCAAAUACACUUGAGUGAUAAUUGCCUUUGAGAUUAUUAUUCUGGUCAGUGAGACAUUUAAAUGGAUGCAUAAAACAUCUCAAUUAGGAUCAGGGUUUUAUUAAUUAGGGUUUUCCCCUAAUUCUCAGGGAAAAAAAAGAAGCCUGAGCCAUCUAAAUUUUCAGUUCUACCUUGUAGUCUGUCUUACUGAUGAAUGUGAGUGAUUCAAGGUCAAGGGGUGAUGGGCUGAAAAGUGGUUAAACAGUGUCUCCAUUAUUUAUAUUGUAAUAAUAGUUAGGACUUAGAAGUGGAGUUUAUUCUUCACUGGGAAGCAUUUCAUGGUUAUAUAACCUUGAAUCGGGGAGGCUCUGCCCGCUCUAUGCAGUAACGAUCUUAUCCACAUUAUUGCACAACUCCACUUAGCUUCUCAUCAGUAAGUGUGGUCUGGAUGCUUCUCUCUCCCCUAUGCAGCCUCCAUACCGUUAUGCCUGCGCCUUUGUAUAAAAACCAUCGCUCAUUUGAGACUCCUAUUAACAGAUAUAUAACUUUCUUCUGGUCUUUAUUGCAGUUACCUUCUAACAUCCUGUCUUUUCUUCCUACUUAAGACUAUUGCAGAUGGUUCAUUGGUGUCUUCUUCACCCUGUUAAGUACUGCCUUCAUCUUGGAUGACUUUGGUGCCCAUAAGGAAAACUCAUACAACACCCUAUCUUUAGUUUCUUGGCCUUCUUGACCCCCAUACAUUUACCUCCUUUAGUUUCAGCUACUUAAACCUUAGAUUGCAGUUUAUAGUAAUUCAACUUAGACUACCUUCAGUUGGGGCGCCUGGGUGCCUCAGUUGGUUAAGCAUCUGCCUUUGGCACAGGUCAUGAUUCCAGGGUUUGGGGAUUGAGUCCUGCAUCAGGCUCCCUGCUCAGUGGGAAGUCUGCUUCUCUCUCUGCUCCUCCCCCACACCCCGUUUGUGCUCUCUCUCUCAAAAAUAAAUAAAAUCUUUAAAAAAUUAUAUUUAGACUAACUUCACCCAAAGAGAAUUUGGUGGUGGUGGGGGGGCUCAUUUGAAAGAUUCAGGUAGACUAGCUUCAGCAUGGUUAGAUCCAGUGAUUUAAAAUUGUUAUUUGGAUUCGUCUUGCUUCUACCCAUCUUUCAUUUCUCCUUGAUUUGCUUGUCUUUGCAUGUUGGUCUCACUUUCUCCUUCUGGAGGUGGUUCCUCCAUGCUGCUGGAAAGAUGGCCACAAGCAGCUACGUGAUCUUUACAACUCAUAGCUGAGGAAAUGAGAGACUCUGCCUCCAACAUUCAGGGAAAGAAUGUCAGGAAAGAAGAGUCUGAUCAUCUCUUCUUGGUCAUGUACUCAUCCCUCAACCAAGCACUUUAGGCAGGGGAUAAACUCAUUGGCCUGCAUCCCAUGCCAACUCCUGUAGCAGAGGUGGGGUGGGAUGAAGUUCCAGGGUGAUCUGUUCAACCAAAAGCACAUGUAAUGACAGAAGGAAAACUCCCCAAAGGAAGAGAAGCUGGACAGGCACACAACACACGUCUAUGACACAUGGUCCAAUUUAGAAUCUUCUAAUCACCUACAACUUCUCCACCUCUGAAAUCUUCAAAUCUCCAUAAACUCUUACCAUUGCAGACCUCUAUCUCUUCCCCCACACAGUUGUUUUUUGAGUCUCCUUGGUUCUCCUAUUUUUCUCCCUACUAGCCUUGGCAUCUGGGGUCAGCAGAGAUCCUCUGGUUCCUUUCUUCAGUCAUUCUUUUCCCAACCCUUGAACUCCUUGUGCCCUUGCCCCUCUCCCCUCAGAUUUCAAUUAAUCCCAACUAACAAUGUUUCUGCUGCUUUUCCUGCCCCACCCGAUGAGACUGGGGGAAAUCACAGGUGGGCAUGCCAAACUCAGGUCUGUUGGUCUCACCUGAGCCCUCUGUACUAACCAGUAAUCCUCCACAGUGUUCCGCUUAGAGCUCACUGCCAUUUUCUGAAAUGACUCUUGCAAAUCUUUUUCUCUUCCUCAAGGCUCUUAACCUUUCUCUUUCUUCACUGUCAGCAGAUAAUCUUGUUUCCUAUUUCACCCACGAAAUAGAAGCCAUUACAGGAAAUAUCUUCAAUAUCAGAUCCUAAAAUAGCCUGCUAUGUGUGCACACCCCUCAUUGCCUCCUUCCCUCUUCUUGCCUUGGACUCAUUCCUCCCCCCGGCUGCUUGCAUCCAAGCAACCUCAUCCCAUCAGUUGUCCUCUCUUCAACCUCACAUUCAUAUGGCUCCUUUCCCUCUGCAUUCAAAUGUGUUCAUCUUAAAUCAGUCCUUCUACUCUGCAACAACUUCUGUGUAGGGCCUCACUUCCCUCUCUUUCUUCACAGUCGAACCACUUGAAAGUGUGGUUUCUAUGGCUGUCUUUCUGGUCUUACCUCUCAUUCCUGUCAUUGUCCGCGGCAGCCUGGCUUCGGUCACCACUUACCCAACUCUUGCAUUUUUUGUUAGCAAACCUCUGUUAGUUUUAAAGUGCUUGUUUUGCUUGAUCUUUCUGUAACAUGUAAUACAGUUGACCAUUUCCUUCUCAAAUCAUUCUUUUGCAUUAGCUUCCAUGAUGUGGCAUUCAAUUCAUUUUUUCCCCUCUGCCUCUCUGGGUUUUUGAGUCAGAUUAUUUUAAGGUUAUAAGAAACAGAAGUGAAAUAAGCGUUUAAUGUAAGGAUAAGUGUGGAUAUGAGCGUGGGUGGGAAUCUUGACCUCACCGUCAGAACUCAGUGAGGAACAAUCAUACAUCUCAGAAACCAGAAUGUAGUCGAUGGUCCAACAACUAGAGCGCCAUAUACAGGAUCCAGUGUGGCUCUCACGGCUGGGUGCUCUUGCUUAUCCCAUGCAUCCUGGUUUCCUUUAAUGCCAUGAAAACUCAACUUCCCUCUGUCUCUGCUUCUACUGCUUCAUCUGGUAUCUCAGACGCCUGGCCUUCAGAACUGCGUGACAAAACAUUUAUGUUGUGUAAACCAUGCGGUUUGUGGAACUUCGUUAAUGCAGCCCUGGGAGCCUAGGCCUCAUCUUACAAGAUUGCUUAGGUUUAAAUAACAUAGAGCAUUUAGAAGAUAUCCUGGCAUGUGGGGAAUACUUGGCACAUGUUAGCAAAUAAUAUUGCUAUUGUAAAUAUCGAUAACUAGUUUCAUCUAUUCUUGGGGCUUUAAUUAUCAUCUAUGCAAUGAUGAUGCCAACCGUUAUCUCUCUAGAUCAGGUUCCUGUCCUGAUCUUCUCCCAGAACAAUUAUCUCUCUAGAUCAGAUUCCUGUCCUUCUCUUCUCAUCUAUAGGAUGGUGUGGAGAGGACCCCUGUAGGAAUUGAGCAAGAGACUUGGGUUCAAAUAUAAGCUCUGCUGAGUGACUUGGCCCAGGUGAUUUACCACUUUGAAAACCAAUGUGCUUCAGGACAAGAAUAGGAAUAACAAGACUAGUUUCCUCAUAGAAGAAUCCUUAUAUAAGGAUUCAAUGAGUCGAUGUAUAUAAGGUGCGUAGCUCAGAACAUGGACGUCACAAGUGCUCAGUGAAUGUUGUUAUAUCCUACAGGUAUCUCACACUCAACAUAGGCAACACUGAAUUUGUAAUUUUUGCCUCCAUCCUCUUCUUGCCAAUAACCUACUUUUCUCCUGGGCUUCCUGCCUCAGCCAAUGGCCUGGCAUCUGCUCAAGUGUCUGAGGCUGGGUUUAGGGAGGGAACUCUGACUUGUCCCUCUCCCUCUUCCCACAGCUGGUGUCUGCUCUACCUCCUGUAUUCUCCCUCAUCUAUCUACUCUUUCUUCCACAUGAACACUAGUAGUUUAUACCUCAUUAUCUCUCACUCACUCAGACUUCCCUGGGUUCUGAGCAGAUGCUGUGAUUCACUACCCAGGCCCCCCUCUAGGACCGAAGCACUCCUUUUCAGCUGCCCAGAGCUGUUGGCUCUUGACAACCCAUAGCUGAGUUCCUGGCAAGGACUUGCCCUUGGCUGAAGGGAGCUACCUCAUCCUGGGUCACAGACUUUACCCUGAGGCAGUUUGUAUCUAGUGACUGGUCAAUGUGGGGGUACAAAGACCUGACCUUCUUUCUUUAAUUCAGAACCACUCUGAAGGGUCAUGUCAGAAUCAGAACUAUGCCCCCCACCCACUUUACUCCCCUCCUCCCCACAAAUCAGCCAAGGCCUCUGUGGCAACUUCAUCACACUUCAACUGCUUCCUCUGCCCGGUCUUGUUUUCUUACUUUCUUACUUUCUUUUCUAAGUGUGCAAUUCAACAAACCCCUGCCUCCAAAUUCCCAUCUCAGGGUCUUUCCAGGACCCUUUUUUUAGGGUCUUAGGUCUGUCCGACCUUAGACAGAUUCAUUCAUUCUCCUUGCAACUAGUCAUGAAAGUAUGAAGCCAUUUGGUGUUUUUCCAUCAUGUGGUUUUAUCAAUGAACAAGUGUUUAUUGAUCGCUUGGUGAUAUAGGACCCACAAAAACCAGAACAACAAUGAAAAAACCCCCCAAAUAUCUAUGACUUAAACGAUUUGGCUUUUUCUUUCUUUUCAGAAUUCUCUGUCGAGAUACAUAACUAGGUUCCAGUAUAGUGUUGAGUACCGAAAGAAGAUUUUAUUCUGUUUUUCCAUUUCCUGUUAGUUUUAGCACUGUAGAGUACUGAAGAGACACUACUCCAAGUAGCUUAACCAAGAAAGGAUUUAUUAUAGGGUAUUAAGUGGCUUGCAGAAUCAUGUGAGGGCUGAAGAAUAGACUUGAGGUUGAGUUUUCCAUAGCGAUUCCCAAAGGCACACCAUAGAAUGAAACGACCAAGAUUGCUGCUGCUACUUCUGUAGUCAGAAAGCCAGAGGAUCCAGAAUCUCAUUGAUACUACCAAGAUCUGGAAGCCACCACUUUUACUGUGCCUCCCCUCCUGCUGCUAACUCUCUUUCCUGCUGCCAUCUGGGCCAGUAGGAAAUGGAUGCCUUGUGCCUUGCCUCCCAGAAUCCAAACAUUUUGUGACUGUAUGCUGGGUCUUCUGCCAAUGAUGCCACAGAAAGCCACAAGUGUCCAUCACAUUGCUUGCCAACAGAAAUAGCUGUGGAGAGCGCCUGGGUGGCUCAGUUGGUUAAGCGACUGCCUUCGGCUCAGGUCAUGAUCCUGUAGUCCCAGGAUCGAGUCCCGCAUCAGGCUCCCUGCUCAGCAGGGAGUCUGCUUCUCCCUCUGACCCUCCCCCCCUCAUGCUCUCUCUAUCUCAUUCUCUCUCUCAAAUAAAUAAAUAAAAUCUUAAAAAAAAAAAGAAAAGAAAUAGCUGUGGAGUAGAGGUGUGACCACUGUCAUCUUCCAGAUCUCACACUCGGGCAUAUAACUGUCAAAACCCAAAUUGCACCUGUAAUCUUUUCUGGAGGGAUUCUGGGAAACAUAGUAUUCAGCUUCUCCAUGUCAGAGGUAUGCCAGAACAAUGUUUUUCAAGCUACUUGAUAAACUCUAAAAUUCAACUUACCCAGGGAAUCUUGACCUCACCGUCAGAACGCAGUGAGGAAUAAUCAUACAUCUCAGAAACUGGAAUGUAGUCGAUGGUCCAACAACUAGAGCGCCAUAUACAAUGUUUUUCAAACUACUUGAUAAACUCUAAAAUUCAACUCACCCAUACACACAGUCACAUUCACGUCUACCUGAGAUAAAAGAUUCACAAGACAAUGGGAUGCCCUGAUAGAUUCUAUUCUAGUCUUUGCUGUGCAAUUCAGUGCUACUCUAGGCUAUGCCACUUCAUUAAGAAAUGUCAAUCUUGACCCCCUAAGUUGAUUUCAUGAUGGGCUAGUGGAUGGCAACUAGCAGUUUGGAAAAAAAAUACUGGACCACAAGAAGGAAGGAGUGGAUAUUGAGUGCCAAUCAACAAUAUCCACUAUGCUAUACUGUUCCCUCUCCUGCCCCUAAGUUAACAAAAAGGAUUGAAGGCUGCUCAUAGAGGGACUUAGUGAUAUGACAUAGUAUGCAGUGGACUGAGAAUCAGGAGAAUGGGUUCCAGCCCUUCCAGCAGCUGUCUCUCCUUCUGUAAAUGAGAGCAUUGCAAUAGCUCUGUGUGCUAAUGACCCACCGGACCCAUACCUGGAAAAAAUGAGGGAAAGGGUGAUUGGUAUCUUGGGAUUUUUUUGGUAGAAGAUGGAUGAAACUCACAAGGUCAUCUUGGCAGCAAAUGCACUUGUGCAUCAACU
Messenger RNA from Mirounga angustirostris (Northern elephant seal), 11784 nucleotides. It is a transcript of the gene CCDC170, whose product is annotated as coiled-coil domain containing 170. The record is from RefSeq and is a predicted model, not a curated record. The transcript has 10 exons. Gene Ontology annotation, molecular function: microtubule binding. Bases 1516 to 3657 code for a protein of 713 amino acids. Lineage: Eukaryota; Metazoa; Chordata; Mammalia; Carnivora; Phocidae. Gene Ontology annotation, biological process: microtubule cytoskeleton organization. Gene Ontology annotation, cellular component: Golgi apparatus.